AUGCCAGACGUGGAGCCCCUCAGAUUCCCAUCCAGGGAAGGACGACCAAGUCGACAAGAUCAAGCAGACCUUCAAACUGUCUGCUCUGGCAGACGACGCACUUGUGCUUUGCUGAACAGCCCCUCACCAUGUGUCAACAGUGCUAUUUACCAUAUCCAAGAAAUGAAGAUGACGGUGGAAAAUUGGUGUCAACAGUCUGGGAGAUAUCAUUCGAACAUUGAUCAGGACAAAAAACAUUACAGCAAAACAAGGAAAUCAAAAGACUCGGAUUCUGACUCCGUGGUGUCUACAGACUUGUUUGUUGAAGGAAUAGCAAUCAGUGCAAGAGAAAGCUGUCCAUCGUCACCACUAUUGAAGAAAGUAAAUGAAGUCCUGACAGAGGUUGUGUAUUUGAUUGAACGUUUGGAAGCUGAUCGGCAGUCUGCAGAGGAAGGUCUCCAAAAGGAGAAGCAGAGAAAAAGACUUUUGGAAAGUAAAGUCGACAGCAUUGCGCUGUGGAAGCAAAAUGAGCACGCUUACGUUGUCCAAAAAGAACACGAAGCAUGCAUUAGAGACAUAACUGAGUUGAAGUUUCAGCUUAAGAUGGAAAGAGAGAAACUCGAGCAGGUCCAGCAGAAGUUUUCACGCACUGAGGUGUUAAACCAGCACUUAAAGGGAGACAUCAGCUUUGCCAAAAAGCAAAUUCCCAUCGUGAGAGAAAAUCUGGAGCAUCAGAAAAGCAUCACAAUUCCAAUCAAGAAUGCACACGCUAAGGCUGGUGAAUUAUGCUCAAAAACACAAAGUGAGCUCCUUCUAGCUCAGAGGCAGUUAAACGAGAUGAAGCUCCGCGCCAACAAAGAAAAGAUGUCAUCUGAUGAUGUCCUGCUGGCAAUGAAGAAUCAGCUGGCAGAGAAACUAGAAAAUUUAAAGAAGUUGGGUACACUUGAGAAAAGUCUUUUGUCUGCGAUACACGAUGCUGAGGAUACCUUUGCUCUGACAGAAAAAAAGUGUGAACUCAUUAAUCAGCAAAUGCCUGAACUUAUGGAGCUUGAGAAAGCGGAAAAAGACAGGAUUUCAGAAAUGAAUUUAGAAAUUGAGGCUGAAAUGCAGAAGAAUAUAAAUUUUAAAGAGACACUUAAUUUGCUGUUAGAGGACAUUGAAAAAACAAAAAUCAAUGGGGAAGCUGAAGUUUUCUGCUUAGAGGAGCAGCUACGAUCUAAAAGUGAAGUUUUUGCCGCUCUCCGCAAAGAAAAUAUGGAGUAUGAAGAAAGUGUGGAGGACUACAAGAUGAAAGUUAUUAAGAGUGAGGAACUUGUGAAGCAGAUGCGUGAGGAGAUGAAGCAGAUGCUCCAGGAAAUCAAUGACAAUGACGAGCGAUGGGGAAAGGCCAAAGAGGAAGUCACCAAAGUUGUUGCUGAGCAUGGUGUCAUUCAGGCUAGGCUGGAAGAAGAGGAGCAGCUCACCUUCAUUGAAGAACAAAGGGCCAGGAUUGAGAUUGAAAAUUUGAAAAAAGAUCUUACUGUUGAGAUGACAGCCUUGGAAGUGGUAAAGGAUCAGUGUGCAAAUGUGAAUAAGGAACUGGAGCAACACCAAAACAGUUCAGAGAAAACUAACCAACAACUUAGGAAAGAAUUUGAAGCAGCAUCCUCAGCACUAAAGGCUUUGGGAGAUAAAGUUCAGAAAAAAAAAGAAUUGACAGAAGAUUGGGAAAAGAUGCAGUGCGAACACAAGAAGAUAUUAAUGAGUCUAGAAGAGGAGAAAAAACUAAAAUGUGACCAGCUUAAAGCUGCACAGGAUUUGCACUCUGCCACCAUAGAGAGAUAUAACACCACUGUGGGUAACAUCAAGGAUAGAAUUGGUAAAACAGAAGAAUACCAGGAGGCUUCAGAUAAAAUGGAAAAAAGCAUUGAAAAUUUGCCAGAGGUCAUAGCAGAACUUCAAAGAGAUUUGAAUGUGCUGGAGUUCAAAAACAAAUCGGCUGCUCUCAUAAUGAGCACCUUGCAGUCUGAUAUUAAUAACUGCCAACAACGAACACAGCGAUCCAUGCAGACACACACGGCUCUUGUUACAGCAAGAAAAAAGCAAAUGGAAGACACUAAGGAAGCUUUAAAAACUGCCCUGGAGGAGAACAAACAGCUGGCAAGAAAGUAUGAGGAUCUUCAAAACAUCCUUAUUGAGUCCAAGCAAGAGGCAGCGUCUGCACUGAGUGAGAGGAAUCGUGCUCAUGAAUCUUUUCACUCUAACACUCAGCUCUCUUUGUUGGAGAAGAGGAUGCACAAAGCUUUGGAAAAAUACUUCAAACAACGCAACCUCUACAACCAGGCUGAACUGGGCCGGUGCCAGGCUCUUUCUCAAGAGACUGACCAGAAAAUAAAAACAGCUCAGGAGCGGUUGUCAGAAGAACUUCAGCUGAUCUCUGGAUUCCUAAAAUCCCUGCAAGAUGACUCCACUACUGUUGAUGAUGCUGAGCCCCCAAACCUUCUCCACGGCACGGUGGCCUCCUGCGGCCCCUGCACCACUCCGGGUCUUCGCCACAGCCCCGGUCCCCACAGUCCAGACUCUCCCUCA
Messenger RNA from Menidia menidia (Atlantic silverside), 2547 nucleotides. The record is from the annotation of a GenBank genome assembly. Lineage: Eukaryota; Metazoa; Chordata; Actinopteri; Atheriniformes; Atherinopsidae.